Parus major (Great Tit) is the source of this 1600-nucleotide messenger RNA. RefSeq names its product anterior gradient 3, protein disulphide isomerase family member (gene AGR3). Bases 622 to 1119 code for a protein of 165 amino acids. The record is from RefSeq and is a predicted model, not a curated record. Lineage: Eukaryota; Metazoa; Chordata; Aves; Passeriformes; Paridae. The transcript is spliced from 10 exons. Gene Ontology annotation, cellular component: endoplasmic reticulum. Gene Ontology annotation, molecular function: dystroglycan binding.
UCACUCCAGUUCAAAGGAAGUGGCUGUCCUACUCAACUCUGGGUGUCAUGCUGUUUCUGUUGGAAUUACAUCCAAACUUCAGAUGCUGGUAGACCCUGAGCCUGGCUGCAGGUGGUGGCUGCAUUCCGUGGUGGAAUAAGAAUGACGUCUCCCUGCAGACCAUUGCACUGACUGCAGCCUUACCUCGCCUGAAGCCUUGGGGAAAAGAUACACAAAAACCCCUCCAACAUCCAGAUGGUGCAUUGAGAGGUUGGAGUGAGGAGAAGCUCUGGAGUUCCCUGCCUGCACAGAAGCAGCCAGAGCCACUUCCAAAAGCUACACAAAAGAGCCUCUGUCACUGCUGAUGAGAGAUCCUUUUGAAGCUUAGGAGUCAUGACUGGCAGCAUUUCAUAUCUGACCAUCUUUAGGUUUGGAGCAAUGAAGAAUGGGAAAGAAGAAAAAGAUGGGAAAGGAGAGAGCAGGGGAGAAAAAAGGUGAAUGUGCUGUUGUUGCUACAUAGAGACCUGGGCAGCUCAGGUGUUCUGUGCUUAAAUCACUGACUUUUAGUUAACAAAUUCCAGAGAAAGGACCCUCAAUCAGGAGAAUUGGCCGCUGCUGUUUCCUUGCAUUGGAAGGGAAAUAAUGCUCCAUUCUACCUUGGCCUUGUCCCUCCUACUAAUUGCAAUCACUUCCAACCUUGCAAUGGCAAUUAAAAAGGAAAAAAGAGCACCUCAGACACUAUCAAGAGGGUGGGGAGAUGAAAUUACGUGGGUACAGACUUAUGAAGAAGGGCUUUAUCAGGCAAAGAAAAGUAACAAGCCACUGAUGGUAAUUCACCAUUUGGAAGACUGUCAAUACUGCCAAGCACUGAAGAAAGCUUUCGCAGAAAAUGAAGAAAUACAGGAAAUGGCCCAAAAUAACUUCAUUAUGCUGAAUCUCAUGCAUGAAACCACAGAUAAAAACCUGUCACCUGAUGGACAAUAUGUGCCUCGAAUCAUGUUUGUAGACCCAUCUCUCACAGUAAGAGCUGAUAUCACGGGAAGAUACUCCAACCGGCUUUACACUUACGAACCGCAGGACAUGAUGUUCCUAAUAGAGAACAUGAAGAAAGCACUACGCCUCAUUCAGACAGAAUUGUAACCAGUAAGAGUGAAAUUAACAUAACAUCCACGAGGUGAAGCUGCACCUCUCUGCCUCUACUUGCAAACUGAGCUUUUAUCAAGCAGAUUUUGUUUAUCAGAUUUAAGAAAUGUAUAUGUACAACUUGGAGAACAAAGACAGAAAGACUAAAGCACCCAUUUGGAAAACAUGAGGAGAAAUAUAUUAAACACUUUGAAAUUAAUAAUCUAAAUAACUAAAAAUGAUGGGUUUGAGUGCAGCAAAUUCGAGCUGUAUUUUAGCAAUCCAACUAUGACUCUGUUAGGUUAGCUAUGACUUCUGAAGAGGAGUUACAAGCAACUUUUUUUUUAAUGUCUAUUUGCAAUUUAUUACAAGAGUUAAUAUCUGCAUCUUGCCUCUCCAUUUUAACUUCUAUUGCAAGAAGCUUAUUAGUUGUUAAUGUACCCCUGCUUUAUACAGUCAUUUCUUGUUAAAUUAAAGGAAACUUUGCUGUCAAAUCAGG